Molecule: messenger RNA, 516 nt
Organism: Colletotrichum abscissum
Lineage: Eukaryota; Fungi; Ascomycota; Sordariomycetes; Glomerellales; Glomerellaceae
Exons: 2
Coding region: 1-516 (171 amino acids)
Biological process (GO): protein targeting to vacuole; late endosome to vacuole transport via multivesicular body sorting pathway
Cellular component (GO): Vps55/Vps68 complex; fungal-type vacuole membrane
Source: RefSeq, a predicted model, not a curated record
AUGGAGGAAGAGCGCCUCUGGAAGUUCAGCAAGCCGGAAUGGCUCAACAGCGCUUGGGCUCGUAACUUUGGCGUCUACGGCGCCGGAGCUCUGUUCUCCAUCGCCUUCUACGUCAUGCUCGACUCCGCCGUCUGGUCAAAGUCAGCCCGCAACGGCUCCGACACCCACGUCACCUUUGUCGACUGGCUGCCCCUCAUCUUCUCCUCGCUCGGCAUGCUCAUCAUCAACUCGGUCGAGAAGGCGCGUUUGUCGGCCGACAGCUUCUCGUACAGCGGCAACGGCGUCGCGUGGAAGGCCCGCGUCGUGCUGUUCCUCGGCUUCGCCGCGCUGGCCGGGGGUAUGGCGGGCGGCGUGACGGUCUUUGUGCUCAAGUUUGUCGUGCAGGAUGUCGCCAUGCCGGCGCUGGGCAUGGGCAUCGAGAACGUUGUCGCGAAUGCGCUCGUGGGCUUGAGCAGUGUCGUGCUUUGGAUCAGCCAGAAUAUGGAGGAUGAGUAUAGCUACAACCUUGCUCUGUAA